AUGUUCGAAGCACUUGUCGCGUUGUCACAAGCGAAUCUAACGAUUCAAGGUUGGACCCUGACCGGCCCCGAUCCGGAUGCUUUGUACCAUUACGACCGGGCAAUUCAGAGAUUGAGAGCGCUUCUCUCUCAACAACGACUUUACCGCCAAGAUGCUGUUCUGUUCGCCAUAAUAGCAUUGAUGGGCGCCAACUUUCUCACGAAUGACUUGGCUGCAUUUGAGAUUCACUUGGGCGGCCUGAGAAGAAUUGUUGCUCUCAGAGGCGGUCUUGAGCAGUUAGGUUGGCAAGCCAUAUAUUCUCGGGUAGCACCAGCGAACAACGUCUGCUUGCCGUAUCCAUACCAUCGACAGCCUAUUGACAGCCUCGCGGAGCUGAUUCCCGCUCUGCCUGCCGGAUUCCGCAACCUAGCGCUCAAUUACCGUCUGAGCGUGCCUGUCAUGACGCUGAUCCAUCGAGUAGCGAUCAAGGGCGAAUCUAUCGAUCAGACGCACCAACAAGCACCGACGCCGACGAUAAAUGCAGUGAACAUGCAGGAGGUGGAAUAUUGCGUCAGGCUCCUGACGUGCCCGGACAUCACCCUCCUCGAGCGAGCUUGCUGUAUUGGUCUCCUUGUCGCGGUGAUGGAUUCUUCGCGCACCGAACGAUUCAGCCCAUACUACGAACAACAGCUCCAAUUCCAUUCCGAGGAACUUGUGGGGAACCGUGACAUGUUCCGAGAGGACAUCGAUCUGUCCGAGUUCUAUGUUUGGGCGGCGUUCGACAUUGCCGCUACCAUAGUACCGCCACGACGAGGGGUUUUGUCGCCGAACUAUAGAUCCGAUAUACGGUUUGAGCUCCUGUUGGCCGUCUGGAGGCAGUAGGGUCACUUACGGUGGGAUGAUGUCCUGGAUAUUCCCAAGAAGUUCUUCUCGACGCCCCGGUGCAUUGAGAGCUGGCACAAUUGCUGGGAGCUGGG
This is a messenger RNA of Exophiala xenobiotica, 956 nucleotides long. RefSeq lists its product as uncharacterized. NCBI's taxonomy places the organism in Eukaryota, Fungi, Ascomycota, Eurotiomycetes, Chaetothyriales, Herpotrichiellaceae. The transcript is spliced from 3 exons. The coding region runs from base 1 to 861 and encodes 286 amino acids. The record is from RefSeq and is a predicted model, not a curated record.